Cladocopium goreaui is the source of this 1925-nucleotide messenger RNA. NCBI's taxonomy places the organism in Eukaryota, Dinophyceae, Suessiales, Symbiodiniaceae. The record is from the annotation of a GenBank genome assembly.
AUGGGAAUAUCGCGAGAUCAUCGUCGCGAUCGAAGGGACACCAGGGAGGUCUCCGGUGUUGCCUUGGAUGUUGUGGCUGGAACUUGGGCAGAUCCUACAGGAUCAUACUAUGAGGUGACUUGUGACACUGGCUUUGAUGGAGAACUUGCAUACAGCUGCAGUGUUCGAAUACAGCGUCCGAACGGCGAUGUUUUCGACAGACCAUCUGUGAUAAAGCAAUUUGGAGAUUGGACCAUUGUUUGGGGUCAAAAAUAUGUUCUGGACGAAGCAAUUUCAAACGGGCACAAGUUGCAGUGGAACAAUCUGCGCGGGGGCUCUGGAUUCGUCUGGCAGCGCGUCAAACCAGAAUACUCCAGAUACAGGGGCUAUAGCUCUGCUCCGAAAGGCUCCACUGUCCGGACUGCACCAAGAGCUACUGGAAAGGCAGAAUAUGAUUCAAAAACCUGGAACAGCUGGUUUGGCUGGCAUAAGAAAGAUCGCGAUGGCUGGGAAAAAUGGGACAAGACUGGCAGUGAGCAUGUCGAUGAGGAGGAUGAGGCCGAGGCCAUGCACGAGACCCAAGCCACCACUGCCUCCGAUGAUGCCGUUGAUUCGGCCACGGAAACAGCGGCCAUUUUCGGUUCCGCCAGCGAGGCCGAUGCAGAUGGCGAGAAACGCGAUUUGCCAGACCAAGCAGUUAUUGAAACCAGAUGGAGGCCGAAGUUGCAUCCACCUCCACCUCCGCCCCGACAGAUCCAUAGGGCCAACUUGGGCUACUGGAACAAUGAAGCCGUUGCUUCUCGCAUCUCGUUGGAUAUACCACAUCAUCGACCAAAGAGAGAAUCCUGUCGACCUGGACAACAUAUCAAUGGUUGUGUGUCAUAUGCCACUGCGGGUGAUUUGAAAGACGUACCCAUCUACGAUGGCACCCUCGAACGGUUUGACAAGGACAAGAAUUCAGGUACGAUUUCUUCACGAGGUGCUUUGGCAGAUUUCAAGCAGAAUGUCUAUGUGCAUGGAACCGUUCUGCACAGCAGCAAGGUUUGUUUAAAGGACCGGUUGUGCUUCAGAGUACACAUGAACGCCCAUGGGAAGCCGCAAGCUUCACGGCCAUUGCUCCGCCUGCGGGCCAAUGAAGGCUAUGCUUUGUCAGGCACAUUUACUGUAGCUGCAGCUCACAGUGGAAUUGCUGGGACCAUCCACUGUCAAAGCGUUUCGCAGCUCUUUGAUGAAGAUGUUCAGGUCAGUCACGAGGUUGGGCGACAACUUCAAACUGGCGACAGAGUCAAUUUCAAUGCCAGGUGGAUCUAUGAGGACAAUGACGGGAAAUUGGAGGCUUCUGAAGUCCAGUGCGAAGAUCAAGAGAGACCUGGGCCACCCCCGGGACUUCCUGGUGCUCCAGAGACGACGGAGCCGGAGGACGGGCCUUUCGAGGACGUUCAGGCACCUCCUGGGCUUGGUGUCACUGAGCCAACGGCCAAGCCAAAAGAGGAGAGUUUCGACAGAUCGCCUCCGAAUAAAGAAGCUCCACAGCAAGGGUUGAGAGACAGUUUGGAGCUCAUUGGAGCUGGUCUGGCACAGGAUUUGGAGAUAGAGCAGGUGAUACAUUUAUAGAUGUGAUUUUGAAUACCCAUCGCUGACCACAAAAAAGUGCAGAGAUGGACUAUCAGUUCCAUAUGCAUGAGACUAAUGAUGACUAAUGUUUGCGGGUGCCUCCAAAGCCUCCUGAAAAGGGGGGGGGCUCCAAGUGCACGAAAUGAAACGAAAGAAUUCUGAAGCUUUGAGAGGUCAGAGAAAAUUUGAACAUUCAAAAUAUGGACUUCCCGAAGCUCCCGGUACAGGGGAGCUCAACCCCCGGCCGCGACCGGGCUCCGUCUGAAACGGAGAAAAAUCCAUCUUUUUUGAGUCUCACGUUGAAAAGGCCGCUGAUGCUCCCAUGUAUAUGG